AUGAGCUCAAAUCGUAGAUCUUCAAAAGCUCGAAAAUCAACAACUAAUUACUACCGGCUUCCAUUUGAUAAGCACCGAUUAUUUGAUCCAGAUGCAUUUCUUUCAAAGGAUCGUUGUGCCAAUCAAUCACAAAGUACUCAAUCAGGCAGCAGACAUACUGAUAAACUUUUCACUACUCCUCAGUUAGUAUCCGCAUUGACAGGGAUCUGGAAUCUUGUUGGACACCCAGAAUCUUCUGGCACAACAGAUCAAAGAUCUGUGAGCGAGGAGAUUUUGCACAAGGAAGACCCUGUGUGCUUUACUAGGGACCGAGAAGGACACACAUUGACAUCUUGCACCGAAAGCUCAACUGGCCUCAACUCUCAAACCUGUUUAUCAACACCAAAAUCAAUCCAUGAAGAUCUUAGAUUGGUGAAGAAGAUGUUAAUGCUCCGAUCAUGCAGCAACAUGAUUGGUGCUUCUGCCACAUGGAGACAUAUGCAUCUUACCAGUAAACUUGGGAACAUGCAUUAUCAAAAUAUAUACCCCAUGCAAACCAAAAAGCUAGGAGCUUGUGCUACUUCCAGCAGUAUGGACAUCAAGGAGGACGACUGCUUCGGAAGGGGUGAUAACUGUUGCAGUCAAACAGGAGACAUGCCAGCUGAACAAUGCACGAGCUCAAGUGAGGAGGAUAAUAUCAUGUAUGCCUGUGAAAAUUCUCUACAUUAUGAUAAAUUAAAUGCAGAGGUUUCUAGAGAAUAUUCCAAUAUGUCUGCUUGCUCAUCAGAGCAGGUUUGCAAAGAGGCAGGGAUAAUGCUGGAAAAACAGAUUUCCAGCACAUGCGAACAUAUUCGGCCUGAAGGGUUGACAUGCACAUCUUGUGUGGUUGGUGAUGCUAUUGUUAAUCCACCAAAUGUACACCAAUAUACCUACAGGGAAGAUAUAUCUCAGCAGGAUUUUGUAGACAAGCGUUCGUCUGAGUUUGAAUCAUCCUUGGGGCAUCGAUUUCAUGGUGCUGUUGGUGCGAACAAGCAUGCUGCUGCAGGAGCAAUAGCUGGGACAGUUGUCAGCAUCUCUCUGCAUCCAGUUGAUACGGUGAAAACCAUUAUUCAAGCUAACAGUUCUGGACAAAGCUCAUUCUACCACAUACUAAGACGCACCCUUGUUGAGAGAGGUGUCUUAGGACUUUAUGGAGGGCUUGCUAGCAAAAUUGCUUGUUCUGCACCAAUUUCAGCUAUUUAUACCUUAACUUACGAAAUAGUAAAGGGAUCACUUCUUCCUACUUUGCCGAAGGACUACCAUUCCAUUGCUCAUUGUGCUGCGGGUGGUUGUUCUAGUAUUGCAACAUCCUUUAUUUUUACACCAAGUGAAUGCAUAAAACAACAGAUGCAAGUCGGUUCGCAGUAUCAGAAUUGCUGGAAGGCUUUAGUUGGAUGUCUUCAAAGGGGUGGCAUUGCUUCGUUAUAUGCUGGAUGGGGGGCUGUUCUUUGCAGAAAUAUUCCACAUUCUAUAGUAAAGGUAUCUUUACGAACAAUUACAAUUUACUCCCUAGUCCCAAAUUUUAAUUCUACAUCUGCUUUGCUGUUUUUUUUUGGUGGUCACUUAUUUUGGAAUUUCCAGUUUUAUGCCUACGAGAGUCUGAAGCAGUUUCUGUUGAAUGCAUCACCUGCUAAUGCUAAACUCAAUUCUGGCCAGACGCUCAUUUGUGGAGGUUUUGCAGGAUCAACUGCUGCUCUGUUUACAAAUCCAUUCGAUGUUGUGAAGACACGAGUACAGUUACAGGCACUCAACCCUGUUAGAAAGUAUGAAGGGGUUCUUCAUGCCCUUACGCACAUUUUUGAGCAAGAAGGGUUGCGAGGUCUUUACAGGGGUUUAAGUCCAAGGCUGCUCAUGUAUGUAUCCCAAGGGGCGCUGUUUUUUACAUCCUAUGAGUUUCUCAAAACAAUUAUGUUUCCUGAACAAGAGCUUCAGGCAAACAACGUUUGA
Molecule: messenger RNA, 1965 nt
Organism: Triticum turgidum subsp. durum (durum wheat)
Lineage: Eukaryota; Viridiplantae; Streptophyta; Magnoliopsida; Poales; Poaceae
Source: the annotation of a GenBank genome assembly